AUGAUUGUAGCGGUGGAUGACUCACCAAAAUCAAUUGCUCUUGAAGUCCUCGAUAUGAAAUAUGCUACCGACAUAUCGGGAAGUGAUCAAUCUAAGCUGGUUUUUGGUUGUAGAUGUGAAGCAGUGAACUUUGAAGCAAUACAAAAUACAUAUUCAAGCGCCAUUCCAAUUGUCUGGGUACGUAGUAGUAGUAUUGAAGCCUAACUGAUAUUCCUCGUUCCGAAGAAUUACCUAACACAUGUACUGACCUGUUAUUUGAUUGGAAUAGAUAGGGUCAAGUGAAAUCAUUAAGCAUUUUCUUUAGAAGUAGGCGAAAUUAAAAUUGUGAUACAAUAAGACUGCUCGAGCAAUGUUACUUUAGCAUAAUUUAAAGGGUUACUGGGGAUGUUUCACCAACGCUUGUUUUAAAAGACAACUGGUGUGUCUUAUCUAAAAAUGUAUAAAUUCCUAUACUGUAUAUUGCUGUUUUUACACAUAAGCAUCCUCCAUAGACGCUAAUUAUAAUCAGAAACCAUAGACGAUAUAAACUUUGAUUGCAAACGUAAGUAUACAGUUUCAUCUCGAGGCAUUUUCAGCCUUGGUCAGGUGUAUUCUCUUGGCGACCGCUAAAGUUUAUAAACCCCAAUCUUCUAUAUUGUAGAUUGUCGAUCGCCGUCUCAGGG
Molecule: messenger RNA, 662 nt
Organism: Schistosoma bovis
Lineage: Eukaryota; Metazoa; Platyhelminthes; Trematoda; Strigeidida; Schistosomatidae
Source: the annotation of a GenBank genome assembly